GCUCCCCCACGCCAGCGCCGGAGGCCGAGUCCCGCGGCCUGGCUGGGUCCGCGCCCGGCGGCGGAUGGGCGGCCGGGGCCUCAGUACAUGGCUUCUGUCUCAUGGCCUACGAUGGCUGCUGUUGCUCCCACCACGACAUCCAUAUUCCAGCCAAUGGGAAGGGAGAUGGGCAUGACUUGAAGUUGGCAAACCUUGCUGCUCAUAUCCAGUUGGAUAAAACUUGGUCAUGUGGCCACAGCCAGAAUAAGGGAAGCUGAGAAAGUAAGCACUGUUUGAGAAGCCACGUGCCGGCUAAAAUCCAUGGGCUCUGGUACUAAAGGGGAGGGUGGAUGUUGGGGACCCCAGCAGUUUCCGCUGUGGUUUCCAUUGUUUUGUUCCACUUCUGUGUUUUUCUUCUUAGCAGUUACCUCUAGGAGAAGUCUGCUUUUUAAGUACAGGUAUCUGUGCUGGCUGCCAGCUGCCCCUCCUAGAAUGAAGGCCCCGAGAGGGCAGGUGUGUCCCGACACCUGGACCUGCUGGCUCGCAGGCAAUGCCAGCACCGCGGAAGGGUGCAGAGCCACGGAAAAGGGAAGAAGUCAGCUUCUUUCCUUGGGCCUACCAUGUCAGGCACAUGUUCUCCCCUUUAAUACCUCCGUCCUUGGUGUGUCCUCAAGUUGCCGAUGGGGACGUGAUCCCAGAGCCAGUCGGUGGCCUGUGGGAGAGAAGGAUGGAGGGUUCUGAGCGCCAGGUCUCGGCCCGCCCGCUUAGGACUCUCCCUGCUUUCAGCAGAGCAGCACUCGCGUUGCACAGCUUGGCCAAGUGCGGAGCAGCCCCUGCAGGCCCCCUCAGGCUGCUGUCCGGGGACGUGAGCGCAGCACGCGCACGGGAUCCGGCUGCUGUGCUGCAAAUCCUGCAGGAAGUGUCCUGGGCUGCUCUUCGCUGAACAAGAGACCUGUGCUCUCGCUGUAAACAAUUCACCUUUUUCAUUUUUUAAAAUCUACUGAAGCGUAACUCAUACAGAAAAUCACUCGAAUCACAGGCGCGGUGAACCACGACACUCGAGCACGCCCCUGUGCCCGCCACCAGAUCGCGUCCCCAGGGCUGACCCUGUGCCCUCCGCCCUCCACAGGGCGCCCCUCCCCAGUCCCCGCGCGGGGUCAGACCGCACGCCCACACCUGGCCGGGUUCGCUCAGUGUCCUGGCUGCCAGGCCCUUCGUGUCGCCAGGGCAGGAACUCGCUUUCAUUUCUGGGCAGCGGUCCACUGUUCACACGGACGCCCCCGUUGACGUGUGACUUCUGCUGACAGUGGCACUUGGGCUGCUCCAGCCUGGGGCUGUCGUGGACGGCCGGAAGUGGGGGCGCCGGGGCAGAAGCCCAGUCUGUUCAGUCAUCGUUUUAAACGCUGGCAUCAGUCACGUCCCGUGGCCCAGGCCCCGGCGCUCCCUGCAACGUGCGGCUGCUGUCAGCGCAGCCCAGCUCCUCUGCUGCCGCCCCCGUGACACAAAGGACUGGCCCCUGUCAGGUGUUGGGUUGCGACACGGGCAGGAGUGCCCGCCCUGCCUCCCGCCUGCGGGGCGGGGAGCCUGAGGCCCAGAGGCCGCACGGCCCCUGCGGUGCUCACGGGGUGGCUGUCACCCCCAGGGCUGGCUGCUGGCGGGAUGGACACCCCCGAGGAGGAGAUCCGAGCCAGCGGGCCCCCACCCCUGGCACCCAACAUCAGCGUGCCGCACCGCUGUCUGCUGCUGCUCUACGAGGACAUUGGCACCUCUAGGGUCCGGUACUGGGACCUCUUGCUGCUUGUCCCCAACGUGCUCUUCUUCAUCUUCCUGCUCUGGAAACUUCCAUUUGCUCGGGCCAAGAUUCGCGUCACCUCCAGCCCCAUUUUUAUCACCUUCUACAUCCUGGUGUUUGUGGUGGCGCUGGUGGGCAUCGCCCGGGCCGUGGUGUCCAUGACGGUCAGCACCUCGGACGCUGCAACGGUCGCUGAUAAGAUCCUGUGGGAGAUCACCCGCUUCUUCCUGCUGGCCAUCGAGCUGAGCGUGGUCAUCCUGGGCCUCGCGUUUGGUCACCUGGAGAGCAAGUCGAGCAUCAAACGUGUGCUGGCCAUCACCACGGUGCUAGCCCUGGCCUACUCCGUCACCCAGGGCACGCUGGAAAUCCUGUACCCUGAUGCCCACCUCUCGGCUGAGGACUUCAACAUCUACGGGCACGGGGGCCGCCAGUUCUGGCUGGUGAGCUCCUGCUUCUUCUUCCUGGUCUACUCUCUGGUGGUCGUGCUCCCCAAGACCCCGCUGAAGGAGCGCAUCUCCCUGCCCUCGCGGAGGAGCUUCUACGUGUACGCGGGCAUCCUGGCGCUGCUCAACCUGCUGCAGGGGCUGGGGAGCGCGCUGUUGUGCGCCGACGUCAUCGAGGGGCUCUGCUGCGUGGACGCCACCACCUUCCUCUACUUCAGCUUUUUCGCGCCCCUCAUCUACGUGGCCUUCCUGCGGGGCUUCUUCGGCUCAGAGCCCAAGAUCCUCUUCUCCUACAAAUGCCAAGUGGAUGAGACGGAGGAACCGGACAUGCACCUGCCCCAGCCCUACGCGGUGGCCCGGCGGGAGGGCCUGGAGGCGGCGGCCGCCAGCACGCAGUUCGACUCGGCCGCGGGGGUGGCCUAUCUGGACGACGUGGCCUCCAUGCCCUGCCAUGCCGGCAGCAUCAACAGCACAGACAGUGAGCGCUGGAAGGCCAUCAACGCCUAGCGCGACCGCCCCGGCAGGGCGGGAGGGCCUGGGGGCCAGGGAGGGCAGAGCCCCGGCAGAGGAGGACGAGGGGACAGGCUGGUGUGUGGGCGGCAGCCCUGUGCGGGCUCUGCCCCCGCUUGCCUCCAGCCACCUCUGCUCCAGCUGGGGGCCACCUCCCCCUCCCAGCUGCCCUCGCCCUGCUCGGCGAUUUGGUCCCGAUUUUGAUGACCCAGGGCCGGGCCUGCCUAGGUUGGCCGAGGGCACCCCCUUUCUGCGGCCGGGGCCCCGGGACUGGCCUGAGCCUCAUCCCCUGCCCCCGCCCCGACGCCCACCCGGCGCAUGGGCCGAAGUGUGUAUAUUUUCUUCAUCUAUUUUCUAAUAAAAAGGAAAA
Molecule: messenger RNA, 3094 nt
Organism: Hippopotamus amphibius kiboko
Lineage: Eukaryota; Metazoa; Chordata; Mammalia; Artiodactyla; Hippopotamidae
Gene: TPRA1
Product: transmembrane protein adipocyte associated 1
Exons: 11
Coding region: 1639-2721 (360 amino acids)
Biological process (GO): G protein-coupled receptor signaling pathway
Cellular component (GO): plasma membrane
Molecular function (GO): G protein-coupled receptor activity
Source: RefSeq, a predicted model, not a curated record